CUUGUAUUGAAGGAAGACCCUGAGCUCACCUCCUCUCAUGGGCACACCAGAAUUACAACUAUUUACAGAACAACUGUUGAUGAGAAAGACUGGAAACUACCAGAAAGAAUCACAGUGAGAUGGGUAAGAGGGGUGGAGUUGCUUUAUAAUCAUUAUACAUACCCCCAGGGUGGGCAACCCAGAAAUGAGAAUAAUUACGAUUGUAGGGGUUCACCCCAUGGAGCAAGGACAACCAGUGGAUCACUGAAGAAACCAAAGAAGAAAUCAAAAGAUACCUGGAGACAAGUGAAAACAAAAAUAUAACAAUCCAAAAUCUAUGGGUCGUAGCAAAAGCAGUUCUAAGAGAGAAGUUUAUAGCGAUGCUAACCAACCUCAGGAAACAAGAAAAAUCUCAAAUAAACAACCUAACCUUACACCUAAAGGAACUUAAAAAGAACAAACAAAAUCCAAAGGUAUUAGAAGGAAAGAAAUCAUAAAGGCCAGAGCAGAAAUAAAUGGAAUAGAGACUUAAAAAAGAAAAUAUUAAUGAAACUAAGAGCUGGUUCUUUGAAAAGAUAAACAAAAUUGAUAAACCUUUAGUCAAACUCGCCCAGAAAAAAAGAGGGCCAACAAGAAGGAGAAGUCAGAACUGACACUGGAGGAUCAUAAAAGAAUACUACAAACAACUCUAUGCCCCAAAAAUGGACAACCUAGAAAAAAAUGGACAAAUUCCUAGAACUGUACAAUCUCCCAAGACCAAACCAGGAAGAAAUAGGAAAUAUGAACAGACCAGUUACCAGUGAUGAAAUUGAGUCAGUAAUUUAAAGCAAAACAAAACAAAAAAACACCCCAAAACUCCCAACAGACAAAAGUUCAGGACUAGAUGACUUUAUAUGUGAAUUCUGCCAAACAUUUAGAGAAGAGUUAACACCUAUCCUUCUCAAACUAUUCCAAAAAAUUGCAGAGAAAAGAAGACUUCAAGACUCAUUCUACAAGGCCACCAUCACCCAGAUACCAAAACCAGAGAAAGAUACCACAAAAAUAGAAAAUUACAGGCCAAUAUCACUAAUGAACAUAGAUGUAAAAAUCCUCAACAAAAUAUUAACAAUCAAAUCUAACAAUACAUUAAAAGGAUAAUACAUCAUAAUCAAGUGGGAUUUAUCCCAGUUGAUGCAAGGACGGUUCAAUAACCACAAAUUAAUCAACGUGAUACACCACAUUAAUAAAUUAAAGAAUAAAAAAUCAUACAGUCAUCUACAUAGAUGCAGAAAAAGCUUUUGACAAAAUUCAUUCAUUUAUGAUAAAAACUCUUCACAAAGUGGGUAUAGAGGGAACGUACUUCAUAAUAAAUGCCAUAUAUGAUAAGCCCACAACUAACAUCAUAUUCAACAAUAGAAAGCUGAAAGCAUUUUCUCUAAGAUCAGGGACAAGACAAAGGUGCCCACUCUUGCCAGUUCUAUUCAACGUAAUAUUGGAAGUCCUGGCCACAGCAAUCAGACAAGAAAAAGAAAUAAUAUAACCCAAAUUGGAAAGGAAGAAGUAAAACUGUCGCUGUGUCACUGUCUACAGAUGACAUGAUACAAUAUAUAGAAAAUCCUGAAGACACCACCAAAAAACUACUAGAGCUCAUCAGUGAAUUCAGUAAAGUUACAGGAUACAAAAUUAACAUACAGAAAUCUCUUGCAUUUCUAUACAUUGACACUGAACUAUUAGAGAAAUUAAUGAAACAAUCCCAUUUACAAUUGUAUCAAAAAGGAUAAAAUACCUAGGAAUAAAUCUAACCUAGGAGGUAAAGACAUGUACUCCAAAAACUAUAAGACGCUGAUGAAAGAAAUCAAAGAUGAGACAAACAGAUGGAAAGAUAUACCAUGUUCUUGGAUUGGAAGAAUUAAUAUUGUUAAAAUGACGAUACUACCCAAGAUAAUCUAGAGAUUCAAUCCAUCCCUAUCAAAAUACGAAUGGCAUUUUUCACAGAACUAGAACAAAUCAUUUUAAAAUUUGUAUGGAAACACAAAAGACCCUGAAUAGCCAAAACAAUCUUGAGAAAGAAGAACAGAACAGAGGUAUCACACUCCCUGAUUUCAGAGUAUACUACAAAGCUACAGUAAUCACAGCAGUAUGGUACUGGCAAAAAAACAGACACAUAGAUUAAUGGAACAGACUAGAGAGCCCAGAAGUAAACUGACACACUUAUGGUCGAUUAAUCUACAACAAAGGAGGCAAGAAUAUACAGUGGAGAAAAGACAGUUUCUUCAAUAAGUGAGUUUCUUCAAUAAGUGGUGCUGGGAAAACUGGAUAGCUACAUGUAAAAGAAUGAAAUUAGAACAUUUUCUCACACCACAUAUGGAAAUAAACUCAAAAUGGUUUAAAGACUUAAAUGUAAGACCAGAAACCAAAAAACUGCUAGAAGAAAACAUAGGCAGGGCCUUCCCUGGUGGUCUAGUGGUUAGGACUCCAUGCUUCCAGUGCAGGCGGUGCGGGUUUGAUUCCAGGUCACAGAACUAGGAUCCCACAUGCUGCACAGCCAAAAAAAGUCGAGAUCCCUUGACUUCUGUAACUAUCCAAAAAUAAAUAAAUAUUUUUUAAAAUGAAGUUUUAAAUAAAUUAAAUUAAACUACUUAAAAAAAAAAGAAAACAGGCCCACCUCACCUGCGUGUCAUGUGCCCUGCACCACUUGCCGGCAUCUGAGCGCUGAUCCCAGGUGUCGUGGGUCUUUGAGGUGAAAGGGGCAGUGCCCAUGGGCCAGUUUAACAGCGGCGGAGGCAGGCAGAGGACCUUGACUGGGAUCAGCCCGCCGAGCUUCCCUGCUCAAGGUGUCUAAACCCACCAUUUCUCGGCGUCAGGUUCUAAGCGCACGACAGGGACCUGCUGAGAUCUUGACCAGAGCGAUGCAUGGUUUUGCGGCCUUGGUCUGGGAGCCGGGCGACGCCUCACGGCGGGGCGUGAAAGCCCCAGCUGGCUUCCACCCCUCCCCCACAACCCGAGCGCUGGUCCCCGCACUCGGAAGGCCCUGCUCCCCGCCGGCCGUGCUCCUGCCGCGGGUCGCUCGGUUCGCUCAGGCCUGGUUGGCUCUCAAGAGUUGGGCAAAUCCUUGGUCCCCACGUGGGCACGGUGGGAGUAGGUCUCGAGCUUUAUGUUGGAGGAUUCUUGGCACAUCUUGGGUUUGCCUUGCAUUAGAUGGGUAUGCAUGUGUUCACACUGGCGAGUUGAUCCGGGAUAUGACCGGAAAUUGAGUGUUUGGCUUGACGGCUGGGGUUUAGGUGGACGCCCACACCAGGAUAUUUUACUUCAAAUAAAGAACAUGGUGAAACUAAUUCACACGUUAGCGGAUCAUGAUGACGAUGUCAACUGCUGUGCCUUCUCCUCUUCCCUCUUGGCCACUUGCUCCUUGGACAAACCAAUUCGCCUGUACUCCCUGAGUGACUUCAGUGAAUUGCCACACUCUCCAUUGAAGUUUCACACCUCUGCUGUCCACUGCUGCUGUUUCUCUGCUUCAGGGCAUAUUUUGGCUUUAUUUUCAACAGAUGGUACCACUGUCUUAUGGGAUACUCAAAACGGACAGACUUUGGCAGUGAUGGAACAGCCCAGUGGUAGCCCCGUGAGGGUUUGCCGGUCUUCCCCAGACUCCACUUGUUUGAUAUCAGGGGAAGCUGAUGGAACUGUUGUUUUGUGGAAUGCACAGUCAUACAAGUUAUAUAGAUGUGCUAGUGUUAAGGAUGGCUCCUUGGUGGCCUGUGCAUUUUCUCCUAAUGGAAACCUCUUUGUCACUGGCUCCUCGUGUGGAGAUGUAACACUGUGGGAUGAUAAAAUGAGGUGUCUGCAUAGUGAAAAAGCACAUGAUCUUGGAAUUACCUGCUGCGAUUUUUCUUCACAGCCAGUUUCUGGUGGAGAACAAGGUCUUCACUUCUUUCGACUGGCAUCAUGUGGUCAGGAUUGCCAGAUCAAAAUUUGGGUUAUUUCCUUUACCCAUACCUGAUCAGUGGAUAAGUCUGUCAUAGUGUAUGAUACUAAUACUGAGAAUAUACUUCACACCUUGACUCAGCACACUAGGUAUGUCACAACUUGUGCCUUUGCACCCAAUAUCCUUUUACUUGUUACUGGUUCAAUGGACAAAACAGUGAAUAUCUGGCAGUUUGACCUGGAAACACCUUGCCAAGCAAGGAUCGCAGAAGAUCAACCAAAGCAAUUUACUGAAGAUUGGUCAGAGGACGAUGUCUCAAACUGGCUUUGUGCACAAGAUUUAAAAGACCUUGUUGGUAUUUUCAAAAUGAAUAACAUUGAUGGGCGAGAACUGUUGAAUCUUACAAAAGAAAGUCUAGCUGAUGAUUUGAAAAUUGAAUCUCUAGGGCUGCGUAGUAAAGUUCUGCAGAAAAUUGAAGAGCUCAGGACAAAGAUGAAAACCCUUUCUUCUGGAAUUCCUGAUGAAUUUAUAUGUCCAAUAACUAAGGAGCUUAUGAAAGAUCCUGUCAUUGCAUCAGAUGGCUAUUCAUACGAAAAGGAAACAAUGGAAAAUUGGAUCAGCAAAAAGAAACGUACAAGUCCCAUGACAAAUCUUGUUCUUCCUUCAGUGGUACUUAUACCAAAUAGGACUCUGAAAAUGGCCAUUGAUCGAUGGCUGGAGACACAUCAAAAAUAAAACUGUUUAUUUUAUAUUGCAAAAAAAAAGAAAAGAAAAUAGAGGCAGGACACAGUUUGUUAUAAAUUGUAGCCAUAUUUCUUUGGAUCUGUCUCCUAAGGCAAGGGAAACAAGCAAAAAUAAACAAAUGGGACCUCAUUAAACUUAAAAGCUUUUGCACAACAAAGGAAACCAUUGGCAAAAUGAAAAGACAACCUACUGAAUGGGAGAAAAUAUUUUCAAAUGAUAUGACUGAUAAGGGAUUAAUAUCCAAAAUAUAUAAAUAGUUCAUACAACUCAAUAUUGAAAAAACUACCUGAUUUUAAAAAAUGGGCAGAAGACCUGAAUAGAUAUUUUUCCAAAGAAGACAUACAGAUGGCCAACAGGCACAUGAAAAGAUACCCAACAUCACUAAUCAUCAGAGAAAUGCAAAUCAAAACCACAAUGAGAUAUCACCUCACACCUGUCAGAAUGACUGUCAUCAGAAAGACCACCAUUAACAAAUGUUGGUAAGGAUGUGGAGAAAAGGGAGUGCUUGUACAUUGCUGGCAGGAAUGUAAGUUGGAAUAUCCACUGUGGAAAGCAGUAUGGAGGUGCCUCAAAAAAGUAAAAACAGAACUACCGUAUGAUCCAUCAAUUCCAUUCCUGGGUAUACAUCCAGGAAAGAUGAAAACUCUAAUUUGAAAAGAUACAUGCAACCCAAUGUUCACAGCAGCAUUAUUUACAAUAGCCAAGAUAUGGAAGUAACCUAUGUUGCUAAUAAAACAGAAACAGACUCACAGAUGUGGAGAACAAACUAGUGGUUACCAGUGAGGAGCAGGGUAGGGGAGGGGAAAGAUAGGGGUAAGUGAUUAAGAGGUACAAACUACUAAGUAUAAAAUAAAUAAGCUACAUGGAUGUGUUGUACAGCACAGUGAAUAUAGCCAAUAUUUUGUGAUAAAUUUAAAUGAAGUAUAAGCUAUAAAAUUUUGAAUCACUGUGUUGUAUACCUGAAACUAAUAUAAUAUUGUAAUUGAACUAUACCUCAAUUUUUUAAAAAUGAAAGUGUUUUAAUACUGUAUUAUGAAUAUGACAGUAAAACUGUAUGCCAUAAAAUUUUUAUAAUGAUUCAUUCAUUAAUGUAUAUGCCAGGCUACCAUGAAGCCAUCAUAUUGAUUACACUAGACUACUAUAAAGCAAUUUGUAUUGCUUUUUCUUCAUUAUCAAUGCAUGAAUCAUUGUGCCUGUAAAUAAAGAUGAAUUUCUUUUUCACAUUAUCUUUUCUUUUUUUUGAUAUCUAGUUUUAGUAAUAUGCGCAACAUGUAAAGCAUUUUGUAAUAUCAUAUAAGAUAAUAUUGAUGUAGGUACUGAGACAUGAUUCAUCUUGUAAACAGACGAUGUAAACUUAUGGUAUUGAUAAAAAUAUACAGUACUAUAAAUGUAUUUCUCUUCUUUAUGAUUUUCUUAAUAACUUUUUUUAUCCCUAGCUUACUUUUUUGUAAGAAUACAGUGUAUAGUACAUAUAACUUACAAAAUACAUGUUAAUUGCCAUUUAUGUUAUCUGUAAGGCUUGCAGUCAACAGUAGGCUAUUAGUAGUUAAGUUUUGGGUUAUACUCUUGAGUUAAAAGUUAUACACAGAUUUUCAACUGCUCAGGUGAUAUCACCACUCCUAAAUCCCCAUGUUGUUAAAGGGUCAACUGUAUGUGCUGUCUUCAAGAGUUGUACUUGAAUUUUAAAAAUCACAGACAGGUUAAAAGCAAAAGAAUGAAAAAGAUAUGCCAAUCAAAUAUUAACAAUAGGAAGUUGAAGUGGCUAUGUUAACAUCAGACAAAAUAGAAUUCAAGACAAAGAGUAUUACCAGAGAGAGGAGAUACUUGAUAAUGAUUGAAAGAGCACUUCAUUAGAAGAACACAACAAAUCCUAAUAUAUGUUUAUUAGUAGGCCCCUAAUAACAGAUGUUCAAAAUACUUAAAACAAAAAGUAAGACAACUAAAGGAAGAAAUAUACAGGUCAACAAUUAUAGUUGUAGAUUUUAACAACUCUCUACCAGUAAUUGAGAACAGGAAAAAAAAAUCAGUACAACUAUAGAGAAUUAGAAUAGCACUACUUGGCUUCCCUGGUAGCACGGUGGUUACGAAUCUGCCUGCCAAUGCAGGGGACACGGGGUCGAGCCCUGGUCUGCGAAGAUCCUACGUGGCACAGAGCAACUAAGCCCGUGUGCCACAACUACUGAGCUUGUGCUCUAGAACCCGCAGGCCACAACUACUGAAGCCCGCAUGCCUAGACCCCAUGCUCUGCAACAAGAGAAGCCACCGCAAUGAGAAGCCCGCGCACCGCAAUGAAGAGUAGCCCCUGCUCACUGCAACUAGAGAAAGCCCACACACAGCAAUGAAGACCCAAUGCAGCCAAAAAUAAAAUAAAUUAAUUUAAAAAAAAAGAAUAGCACUACCAAUCAUGAUAUCUAAUUGAUAUUUUUAGAACAGUGUACCCCAAAACUGCAGAAUAUAUAAUCUUUGCACAUGCUUAGACUUUGUCAACAUAAAUCAUAUGCUGGCCUGUUAACACAUGUCAGUAAAUUUUGAAAGAUUGAAAUCAUAUACAGUGUACAGAAUUUCUCUGAGCACAACAGAAUUUAAUCAGAAACUGAAACAGUAAGAUCUCUGAAAACAUCCAAGUAUUUGGGAAUGAAACAUCAUACUUUAAAUAAUUCAUAAGUAAAAGGAGAAAAUCUCAAGGGAAAAUCACAAAUAUUUUAAAUUGAAAGAUAAUAAAUAUACCAAAUAUAAAUAUUUGUGGGGUGCAGCUAAAGAAGUAUAUAGAGGAAACUUUUACAUUUUUAAAUACUUACAUCAGAAGAAAAUGCUUAUAUACAUUUUAAAAAGGUAUAAAUUUCUGUUUUUACCUUAAGAAGCUAAAGAACAAGCCCAUAGCUAACAUCAUACUCAACAGGGAAAGAGUGAAAGCUUUUUCUCUAAAGACCAAGAACAAGACAAGUGUGACAAUAUAGUGCUGGAAGUCCAAACCAGAGCAGUCAGGCAAGGAAAAAGAAGGUGUCAAAUCCAAAAGGAAGAAGUAAAAUUAUCUCUGUUUGCAGAUGACAUGAUCUUAUAUAGAGAAGACCCUAAAGACUCUACAAAAAACUAUAAGAACUGGUAAAUGAAUUCAGUAAAGCCAGGAUAUGAAACCAACAUACAAUAAUCGGUUGUGUUUCUAUACACUAAAGACAAAAUAUCUGAAAAAGAAAAUAAGGAAACAGUCUCAUCCACGAUGGCUCCAAAAGCAAUGGAAUACUUAGGAAUAAUUUUAACCAAGGAUGUAAAACAUCUGUACACUGAAAAUUACAAGACAUUGAUGAAAGAAAUUGAAGAAGGCAAAAAUAAAAGGAAAGAUAUCCCAUGUUCAUGGAUUGGAAAACUUAAUAUUGUUUUAAACAGUUCAUACUUCCUAAAGCCAUUUAUAGAUUCAGUGCAAUCCCUAUGAAAAUUCCAGUGGCAUUGUUUACAGAUAUAGAACAGUCAGUCCUAAAAUUUAUGUGGUACCACAAAAGACCUGACUAACCAAGGCAAUCUUGAGAAAGAGGAACAAAGUUAGAACACUCAAAUGUCUUGAUUUCAAGCUAUAUUACAAAACUAUAGUAAUCAAAAUAGUAUGAGACUGGCAUAAAAUAGACAUAUAAACAAAUGGAACAGAAUUGAACCCCCCCCCCAAAAAACCCCAUGAAUAUAUGGUCAACUGAUAUUUGACAAGGCAACCAAGAAUACUCAAUGGGGAAAAGACAGACUCUUUGAUAAAUGGUCUCAGGAAAACUAGAUAUUCACAUGCAGAAGAAUAAAACUGGCCUCCUGUCUUACACCUCUCACAAAAAUUAACUCAAAGUGGAAUAAAGUCUUAAAUGUAAGACCUGAAACUAUUAAAUUACUAGAAGAAAACACAGAGGAAAAGCUCCUUGACAUUGGUCUUAGCAAUGAUUUUUUUUUUUUUUUUUUGGAGAUGAGAUGACACCAAAAGCAAAGGAAUAGAAGCAACAAUCAGCAAGUAGGACUACAUCAAACUAUAAAAAGCUUCUACACAGCCAAAGAAACAAUCAACAAAAUAAAAAGGCAACCUACGGAAUGGGAGAAAAGAUUUGCAAAUCAUAUAUCUGAUAAGAAGUUAAUAUUCAAAAUAUGUAAGGAACUCAUACAACUCAACAACAAAAAGACGACCUGAUUAGAAAAUGGGCAGAGGAGCUGAAUAGACAUUUUUCCAAACAUGACACAUAGAUGGCGAACAGGUACAUGAAAAGAUGCUCAACAUCACUAAUCAUCAGGGAAAUGCCACAGUGAGAUGGCACCUCACACCUGUUAGAAUGGCUAUUAUCAAAAAGGCAAGAAAUAACAAGUGUUGGAAAGCAUGUGGAGAAAAGAGAACUCUGUGGAUUGGUAGUGGAAAUGUAAAUCAAUGCAGCCACUAUGUAAAACAGUAAGGAAGGUCCUCAAAAAAUUAAAAAUAGAAAUACCACGUGAUCCAGCAAUUCCACUUCUGGGUGUUUAUCCAAAGGAAACAAACUCACUAUCUCCAUAAGAUACAUGCACGCCCAUGUUCGUUGCAGCAUUAUUUACAAUAACUAAGGCAUGGAAACAGCCUAAGUGUCCACUGACAGAUGAAUGGAGAAAGAAAAUAUCGUGUAUACAGUUGACCCUUGAACAAUGCGGGGAGUAGGGGUGCUGGUCUCCCGUGCAGUCUAAAAUUCACAAACAUUCAGCCCUCCAUAUCUGCAGUUACAUAUCUGCAGGUUCAACCAACCAUGGAUCAUGCAGUACAGUAGUAUUUACAACUGAAAAAAAUCUGUGUGUAAGUGGACCCCUGAAGUUCAAACUUGUGCUGUUUAAGGGUCAACUGUAUAUACAAUGGAAUAUUAUUUGGCCAUAAAAAAGGAGAAAAUCCUACCAUUUGCAACAACAUGGAUGAAUCUUGAGGGCAUUGAUAAGUGAAAUGUCAGAACAAAACAAGUACCCUGUGAUUCCACUUAUAUGAGCUGCUUACAAUAGAAACAGUCGUAGAGACAGAAAGUAGAAUGGUGGUUGUCAGGGGCUGUGGGGGAGGGAUGAAUGGGGAGUUACUGUAAUGGGUGUAGAGUUUCAGUUUUACAAGAUGAAAAGGGUUAUAGAUAUGAGUGAUGAUUGAACAAUAUUAUUAAUAUUUAAUACCACUGAACUCUACACUUAAGAAUGGUUAAGAUGAUAACUUUUUAGUGUAUUUUACUACAACAAAAUAAUUGAAAAAAUAAUCAAUGUCAAGAGAAUGAGAAGAGAAGCCACAGACUGGGGCGAAAUAUAUGCAAAGGACAUAUCUGAUAAAGGACUGUUAUCCAGAACAUGCAAAGGACUCUUAAAACUUAAUAAAUAGGAAAGCUAACAACCUGAUUAAAAAAUGGAGAAAUGAUCUGACCAGGUACCUCACCAAAGAAGAUACACUCUCAUACUGUUGGUGGGAAUAUAAAUUGGUGCAGCCACUAUGGCAAAAAGUACAGAGAUUCCUGAAAAAAUUAAGAAUAGAACUGUAACACACACACAAAAAAGAACUAUCAUAUGAUCCAGCUAUUUAACUUUUGAGUAUUUAUUCAAAGAAUACAAAAACACCAAAUCAAAAAGUUACAUACACCCCUGUGUUCAUCACAGCAUUAUUUAUAAUAGCCAAGAUGUGGAAACAACCUAAGUGCCCAUUGUUGGAUAAAUGGAUAAAGAUGUGGUAUGUGUGUGUGUGUGUAUAUAAAAUAUACAGUGGAAUACUACUCAGCCAUGAAAAAAUGAAAUCUUGCCAUUUGUGAGAAUAUGGAUGGAUCUUGAGGGUAUUAUGCAAAGUGAAAUAGAAAGACAAAUAGAAAAAGAAAAGACAAAAAAAGAAAGACAAAUAUCGUAUGAUUUCACUCGUAUGUAGAAUAUUAAUAAACAAAAUGAAAACAAACAUAAAUACAGAGAACAGAGUAGUAUGGUUACCAGAGCGGAAGGAGUUGGGAGAAAGGCAAAAUGAGUAAAGGGCGUCUGUUGUAUGGUGACGGAUGGAAACUAAACUUUUGGUGAUGAGCAUGCUGUAAUAUAUAUAGAAGUCAAAAUAUAAUGUACACCUGAAACUUAUAUGAUCUUAUAAAUUAAUGUCACCUCAGUUUUUUAAAAAAGAAAAGAUAUACAAAUGGCAAAUAGGCACAUGAAAAGAUAUGCCACAUCAUAUGUCAUCAGGGAAAUGCAAAUUAAAACAAUGAAAUACCAUUAUACACCUAUUAGAAUAGCCAAAAUCAAGAACUUGACAACACCAAACGAGAAUGUGGAGCACAGGAACUUAUAUAUUACUGGUGGGAAUGCAAGAUGGUAUGGCCACUUUGGAAAACAGUUUGGCAAUUUUUUACAAAAUUAAACAUAUUCUUACCACACAGUCCAUCAGUCACACUCCUUGGUGUUUACCCAAAUGAGUUCAAAACUUACUUCUUCACAAAAACCUGCACAUGGAUGUUUAUAGCAGCUUUAUUCAUAAUUGCCAAAAGUUGGAAGGAACCACUAUGUCCUUCAUUAGAUGAAUAAACUGAUACAUCCAGACAUGGAAUAUUAUUUGAAGCUAAAAUGAAAUGAGAGGGAAUUCCCUGGUGGUCAAGUAGUUAGUACUCUGCGCUUCCACUGCUGGGGGCCUGGGUUCGAUCCCUGGUUGGGUAGCUAAGAUCCCACAAGCUGUGUGGCAUGGCCUAAAAAUAAUAAUAAUAACAAAAUUCCAUGAAAAGAGAUGGAGGAACCUGAAGUGCAUAUUACUAGGCGAAUGAAGCCAAUCUGAAAAGGUUACAUACUGAAUGAUUCCAACUGUAUGAUAUUUUAGAAAAGGUAAAACUAUGGAGACAGUUGAAAGAUGAGUUAUUACCAGGGGCUAGUGGGAAGAGGGAUUAAUAAGUGGAGCACAGCGGUUUUUUAGGGCAGUGAGACUGCUCUGAGUGAUACUGUAAUGAUGGGCAGGUACAUGCCCUUAUACGUUUGUCAAAACUUAUAGAAUGUGCAACGCCAAGAGUGAACCCUAAUGUAAACUAUAAACUUUGGGUGAUAAUAAUGUUUCAGUGUAGGUUCAUCAGCUAACAAAAUGUACCACUCUGGUGUGGGAUGUUGAUAGUGGGAGAGCCUGUUGGGUGUGUCAGGCAGGAGCUAUAUGGGUUGAUAGUAGGGGAAGCUCUUAGGGAGAGUAAAGGUAGGGCAUGUAUGAGAACUCUGUACUUUCCUCUAAAUUUUGCUUUGUGUUUAAAACUGCUCCUAAAAAGAAAGUCUGUUUUUAAAAAUCAACUAAUGUAAUUCCCCAUAUUUAGUAGCAUAAAGUGGAAAAACCACAUGGUCCUAUCAAUAGAUAACAAAAAGUCAUUUGACAGUAUUAAUGCCCACUCAUGAUAAAACUCUCAAAAACUAGAAAUAAAAGGGAACUUCCUCAACCUGACAAAGUUAAUAUAUGAAAAAAUCUAUGUGCAACUACAUACUUAAUGGUGAAAUUUUGAAUGCUUUGCCACUAAGACGGGGAACAAUGCAAGGAUACACUUAGGAUCUGUAUACAGUAUUCUGCUAGAUACAGUGAAAUAAUACAAGAAAAAAAUAGAAAUCAUAAAGUUUGGAAGAAAUAAAACUGUCUCUUUUCACAGAUGACAUGAUUACCCAUAUGAAAAUCCUAAGGAAUCCACAAAUCAAGGACUAGAAUUAAUGAGAUGAAUUUUUUUGCAAGGUCUUUGGAUAUAAAAUCAAUAUGAAAAUUAGUUGUAUUUCUGUAUAAUAAGGCAACAACUGGAAAAUGACAUUUUAAAAAAUGACACUAUUGACAAUAGCAUAAAAAACCUAAAUAAUUAGAGAGAUAAAACAUGUCAUGGAUUGGAAAACUCAGUAUUGUUAAAAAUGUCAGCUCUGCCAAGACUGAUCUUAGAGGUAAACAGUCUAAAUCACAGCAGCCCUUUUCUUUUUCUUUCUCUUUUUCUUUUCUUUUCCUUUUUUUUUUUUGAAAUUGUCGUGCUUAUUCUAAUGUCUGUGAAAAUGGGAAGGAUAGUUUAAUCCAGAAAUAGAUCCACACAUAUGUCCAGUUGACUUUCUGAAGGUACCAAAGCAUUUCAAUGGAAAGUAAGGGCAUUUCAAUAAAUAAUGAUUGAUCAACUAGUUAUAUAUUUGGAAAUAAUAUGAACCUUGACCUUUCCUCAUGCUAUACAAAAAACUUAAUCUAAGAUGGACCAAAGGGCUAAACAUAAAAGCCAAAACUAUAAAGCUUCUAUAAGUAAACACAGGAAAAUAUCUUGUGAUCUGUAAGUAGGCAGAGAUUUCUUGGAUCUGACAAAAAAUUAUCAAAAAAGAAAAAUAAAGGUGAUUUUUAGGUUUUACUUAAAUUUAAAACUUCUGCCCACUAAAAGCCAACAUUAAGAAAAUAAAUAGGCAAGCCAUAUACUGGGAAAAAAAUAUUUCCAAAUCAUAUAUCUGAAAAGGGACUAUAUCUAGAAAACAUAAAGAACUCCAUUAUUUAGUAAUAAAAACAUAAGUAAUCCAAUUCAAAAAAUAGACAAAACACUUGAGUAGAGACUUCCCAGAGGAAGAUGUAUGAAUGACCAAUAAGCACAUGAAAAAGCACUCAACAUCAGUAGUCAUCAAGGAAGUGCAAAUUAAAAUCAUA
This is a messenger RNA of Orcinus orca (killer whale), 13223 nucleotides long. RefSeq names its product WD repeat, SAM and U-box domain-containing protein 1-like. Gene Ontology annotation, biological process: protein ubiquitination. Gene Ontology annotation, molecular function: protein binding; ubiquitin-protein transferase activity. NCBI's taxonomy places the organism in Eukaryota, Metazoa, Chordata, Mammalia, Artiodactyla, Delphinidae. The record is from RefSeq and is a predicted model, not a curated record.